AGAACAGCCCAUCUUCACUACCCGAGCACAUGUCUUCCAGAUCGACCCCAGCACCAAGAAGAACUGGGUGCCUGCAAGCAAGCAAGCUGUCACCGUCUCCUACUUCUACGAUGUCACAAGAAACAGCUAUCGGAUCAUCAGUGUGGAUGGAGCCAAGGUGAUCAUCAACAGCACAAUCACGCCCAACAUGACUUUCACCAAAACGUCACAGAAGUUCGGGCAGUGGGCGGACAGCAGAGCCAACACGGUGUUUGGUUUGGGGUUUUCCUCGGAGCAGCAGCUGACAAAGUUUGCAGAGAAAUUCCAGGAAGUGAAAGAAGCUGCCAGACUAGCCAGAGACAAAUCCCAGGAGAAAAUUGAGACUUCGAGCAAUCAUUCCCAAGCAUCCAGCAUCAAUGGGACAGACGAUGAGAAGGCCUCUUGUGCGGGUCCUGCCGAUACACACCUCAAGUCCGAGAAUGACAAGCUGAAGAUCGCUCUGACCCAGAGUGCUGCCAACGUGAAGAAGUGGGAGAUUGAGCUGCAGACCCUGAGAGAAAGCAACGCGCGGCUGACCUCGGCGCUGCAGGAGUCGGCGGCCAGCGUGGAGCAGUGGAAGCGCCAGUUCUCACUGUGCCGAGAUGAGAACGACCGGCUCCGGAACAAGAUUGACGAGCUGGAAGAACAGUGCAGCGAGAUCAACAGAGAGAAGGAGCAGAAUACCCAGUUGAAGAGAAGGAUUGAGGAGCUAGAAUCAGAACUCCGAGAAAAGGAGAUGGAGUUGACAGACCUCCGAAAACAGAGUGAAAUCAUACCUCAGCUCAUGUCAGAGUGUGAAUACGUCUCUGAGAAGUUAGAGCUAAAGAGCUGA
Odocoileus virginianus texanus is the source of this 850-nucleotide messenger RNA. NCBI's taxonomy places the organism in Eukaryota, Metazoa, Chordata, Mammalia, Artiodactyla, Cervidae. The record is from RefSeq and is a predicted model, not a curated record.